Messenger RNA from Vigna angularis (adzuki bean), 1934 nucleotides. Its product is annotated as cyanogenic beta-glucosidase-like. Lineage: Eukaryota; Viridiplantae; Streptophyta; Magnoliopsida; Fabales; Fabaceae. Gene Ontology annotation, molecular function: beta-glucosidase activity. Gene Ontology annotation, biological process: carbohydrate metabolic process. Bases 16 to 1797 code for a protein of 593 amino acids. The record is from RefSeq and is a predicted model, not a curated record. The transcript has 14 exons.
UGCAUUUUGAGGAAAAUGGCUUACACACAAAGUUUCUUGCAGUUCCGUGCCCUAACCACUCCCCUUAGGGUUCCGACAAAAUGGGAAGUGAUGGGGACCAACAAACGAAACCACAUUGUUUGCAAGGCAGUGAAAGAGGAUGUCGAAGACAGUGAUGCCACCAACGUUAGCCUUGUCUCUCGCAGAUUGGCCCUCGGCACUGCCCUCAUCGGUGGUGCUGCUGCUGCUGGCACUAAGGCCUCACCUGCUCGAGCUGUUGAUGCAACACUCUCUCUCCAGGAGCCUCCAGCUACCACAUUACCUGCAUCGAUUGUGGAAGUUCUUCCUCUCAAUCGAACCAGUUUCCCCGAGGGCUUCGUUUUCGGGACAGCAUCCGCAGCUUACCAGUACGAAGGAGCGGCAUUUGAUUAUGGAAGAAAACCUAGUGUAUGGGAUAACUUCACCCAUAAAUAUCCAGAGAAGAUAAACGAUAGAAGCAAUGGAGAUGUAGCAGUUGACGAAUAUCAUCGUUAUAAGGAAGAUAUUCAGAUAAUGAAGGAUAUGAAUCUGGAUGCAUACAGAUUCUCCAUUUCUUGGUCUAGAAUCCUACCAAAUGGAAAGGUCGGUGAAAACGAGGAGGGUGUAAACCAAGAAGGAAUCGCUUAUUACAAUCGCCUCAUAGAUCAUCUGAAAGACAACGAUAUAGAACCAUAUGUGACACUUUUUCACUGGGAUUUUCCCCAAGCUUUAGAAGAAGAAUAUGGAGGUUUCUUAAAUCCUCGCGUUGUAGAUGAUUUUCGAAACUACGCAAACAUUUGUUUCAAAUACUUUGGAAACAGAGUGAAACAUUGGAUCACUCUAAAUGAGCCAUGGGCUUACAGUAGGGAAGGUUAUUCAGUUGGGAUGUUUGCACCAGGUCGAUGCUCUGAAACGGUAGAUUCAACUUGUCUCGGAGGUGAUUCAGGAACAGAACCUUAUAUUGUUACACAUCAUCUACUGCUUGCUCAUGCAGCUGCUGUAGAUCUGUACAAGAAACAGUACAAGGAUGAUCAAAAGGGAGAGAUAGGCAUAACACUUAUUUCUCGUUGGUUUGAGCCAUAUUCAAAUACCGAAGCAGAUAAAAAAGCUGCUGAACGAGCACUUGAUUUCUUGUUUGGAUGGUACAUGCAGCCAUUGACAUCAGGAAAAUACCCAGAGAGCAUGCGUUCUUUAGUUGGAAGAAGAUUGCCAGAAUUCACAGCAGAAGAAUCAAGACUUCUGGCUGGUUCAUUUGAUUUUCUAGGGUUAAACUAUUACACCACUAAUUAUGCUGCUGAUCAACCUUCAUCGAAUCUCAACCCUAGUUAUGAGACAGAUGCCAAUGUCAAUUAUUUAACUGAACGCAAUGGUAUUCCAGUUGGUACACCGACGGCUUCUAAUUGGUUAUUUGUAUGCCCCAAAGGAUUUAAAGACUUGUUGCUUUAUGUUAAAGAAAAGUACAACAAUCCCUUAAUUUACAUUACUGAAAAUGGUAGGGGAAAUGAUGUGAAUGAUGAAGGACAAACACGCGAAGAAGCUCUACUAGAUAUUUAUAGAAUCGAUUACUAUUAUCGUCAUUUGUAUUAUCUACGUUCAGCAAUGAGUGAGGAAGUAAACGUAAAAGGAUAUUUUGCGUGGUCACUAUUGGACAAUUUUGAAUGGAAGAAUGGUUAUUUAGUUGGAUUCGGACUAAACUAUGUUGACAGAAACGAUGACUUGAAGCGAUAUGCCAAACUCUCAGCACGAUGGUUUAAGAGUUUUCUUCAAAGGCCAGAUCCAAAUCCAAAUUAUGAAGGAUAAUAGCAUCUGUAGCAGACAUAUGUUACAGUCUGAAACUCUCUUAUGUCAUGUUGCUUAUUUAAUAAAUUUCAAUAAAUGGGUGUGCCGUUAAACUUUUUAUAAUGAAAUGUACCUUUCAAUAAUUUUAGUAAUAAAUU